GCCUUGCCAGUCACACUCUGCCCUUCCGCCGCUAAACACCAAGCAACCUUCUCCUCACCCAAGCGAAAGAAAGAAAGACUCGCUUCAUGCACUCUUUGUCCAGCAGAAGCAGAUUGCUCCGGCACACGAAAUAACGAUGAUGUGCAACUAAAUCUUAGGAUGAUGCAGGCAAAGACAAACUGGUGGCAAAGUGAAGUACUCUUUCUCUCUCUGUUGUUUUCUCUCUCUCUCCUAGUUUAUUUAGGAUAGUGACAAACGACAACAACAAAUAAAGUAAGAUUUUAAAAGAAAAAAAAAAUUCAGUCGGCGUGUUUCAUCAAAAGUUGUUCAAUAAAAUUAGUGGGAUAAUAUACUUUAUGAGAGCGUGGAAAAAUAAUUUUUGUAUUUUAACGGGAAAUAUAACUUUACAUAAUUGUAUUAAAAAUGCAAAAUAUUUUCUAAACCUUUGGUUAUAUACCAAGUCCCAUUAAUUUAAUUGAAUUAUUGGGGUGGAGUUCGAUGAUGAUUACAUAACUAUUUGUAUUGUUUAUUGCAAAACAUCUUUAUUUUUACAGUUGUUUUGCUGGAAGAACGGGAGUUACAUAAUUCUUCGUAGAGCCUAACAUCUCGCAAAGUUAUUAAAUUAAUAAGUCGAUGGAUAACGCAGAGUGAAUCGAGCCUAGUUCUAUAUGAUGUAGUCCUAGAAUAUUCAUUAUCACAAUUCUUCGUCAAAAAGGAACAUCGGAUAUCGAUUAGCUGAUAUAUACUGAUUAUUAUCAGAAUCCAACGUUAUUGAUUUAGUCAGUCGAAAGUACAAACAAACCAAAGCAGUGAGAAGUGGUUUUGUAUUUGCCAAAAAUAGUUCUAGGCGUUUAAUUGAUUGACGCGCAUUUUACAUUAAAGUGGCUUAAUAAUAAUCCUUACUAUUCUUACCACUUCUAUAUGUAUACAUAUUAUUAACGAUAAGUGCAUGUUGUUAGUGUCCAUCAUAGUGUAAUUCUUAUCGGAUUCACACCAAUGGAUAUGGUGACAAGAAGAUGACAUAAACUAUACGACAUUGUUCUCAUCACCGUCCUAAUCACGCCGAGCAUGUUGAUUUGCGAAUAAUUUGCCAAGUCGUUAUCUUUGAAAUUGUCAAGUUCUUAGUUUGAUAAAAGUGUGGAUAAUUAAGUGGAACCAACCAAGAUGAUGUCAAGACGAGGUGACUCAACGAGGGUCUACAAUAUUGCCGUUGUCGGACUUUCGGGAACGGAGAAGGACAAGGGGCAGAUCGGGAUAGGAAAAUCCUGUUUGUGUAAUAGAUUCGUGCGAUCCCGUGCGGACGAUUACUUUCCGGAGCACAUCUCUGUUCUCAGCGUGACCGACUUCAGUGGGAGAGUUGUCAACAAUGACCAUUUUCUAUAUUGGGGCUAUUCUACCAAAGCGAUGGAAGAUAGCCCUGAAAUCGGCUUUCACCUUGUUGAACAAACCGAGUUUAUUGAUGAUGCAACAUUCCAACCCUUCAAGGGAGGCAAAAUGGAGCCCUAUACCAAACGAUGUGCGUCGUCGAGGGUGUAUUCUGCAGAAAAGUUGAUGUACAUCUGCAAGAGUCAGUUGGGAAUUGAAAAGGAAUACGAGCAGAAGGUUAUGCCUGAUGGAAGAUUAAAUAUCGAUGGAUUUAUCCUCUGUUAUGAUGUCUCAGCUGUUCCAGAUGGUUAUGACAAAAUUUCAGGACGCUCAAUAGAUCGGCAAACGGACUUUUCAGCCGCAAUUCUGUACAACAUAACUCGCACAAAGAAGCCCGUGGUGUUGGUGACAACGAAAAACGAUGAAGCAUGUGAAGCGUAUGUGAAAGAAGCAGAGAAGCUCGUCCAACGGAAGGAGUUUCGCCAGCUAAAUAUUCCAGUUGUAGAAACUUCCUCACACGACAACGUGAAUGUAGACGUGGCAUUUCUCUUGCUAGCUCAGUUAAUAGAUAAAGUGAAGAACCGAAUUAGGCCGUUGUCUUACAAUGAGACUGCGAGGAACCGGAAGGACAUGCUUGACUCCGUAUCCGACUCAUUCCAAGCGUUAAUCCAAUCGCAUGUGACAGAUCACAGAUCAGUGUGGACUCCAGUGUAUCGUGAACUUCUUAAAUAUCCUGCCUUCCAAAGGUACAUUGAGUUGUUUGGUGAAGACUGUGCUCAACGACUCUUUCGAAGACACUUAAAACGGCUCAAGGACGAAUUUCUAUCUCGCCGCGAACGUCGUUACCUGGAAAAACUACCAGAGAUUUUGCAAACUCUCUUUCCCGACCAGUUGCCUGAAAAUCAAUCAUGGGACAUGGUACUUCAGAGAAUCAAGGAGCAUCCAGAGUGUGCGUUAUAUUUUGUUGUGGCCCCAUCAGGGUUAGCUCCAGAAACUGAUUGGACCUGGGGAUCCGAGUCGUCAACCGAGACCAACAUCAGAGAAAACCGAGAUCUUGGCCGCAUUCCUUUGGAUUUGCUAAAUCUUGGAGAAGCAGAAACGAUAUGGAGAAAUUUGGUGAACUCUCUACAACAAGAUCGAAAGCGAGGAGAAUACCGACAGCAGUUUAAAUUCCUUCUGGACAACACGCCAUACGUGACGCCAGGGAAAUCAUUGAAUGAGUUACAGGUGCUUUUCAUGGGUCACGAAUGCUUUGAGGCGCUAACAGGCCAGGAAAUUCAAGCAAUUUAUGAACAACAUCAAAUUGAGUUAAUUGAAAAGGCUAAACGAGCAUUUGUCGAGCUGAUGCUAGAACAUGCCGAAGUUUUCGCUCAAGUACGAUCUGAUUCAUCUCCAAUGGCCACCAUAACCCAACAGCAAGUCCGUGAAAUAUUCGAGAUUCUACAAGAGGACUCGCGUUACAAGGCGUUGGACCGGUUGGAUCAAGAGCGAAGAUUGAUGCUCUUACAGCAUUUAGGAUUUGUUCACUGUCCGCAACGAGAGCAUUGUCCAUCCUACCCCAACUGCAUGGACUCGAUGGUGGAAAGGAUUCUGGAAUCAGCUCCGAAAGUGACACAUUUCAAUAAUGGCAACUCCAACAACUUGUCCACCGAUGCUGUACUCACGCUGUACUUGAUUGGAUCCCCAGAUCUUGUUGACGCUGUCCGUUUCGGUCUGGAAGAACAAUGCGAGGAGGAUGAAUAUGAACUUGAUGGCGUGGUUUACACGGUUGAUCUCAAAUGUGGCGAGAUUCCAGGAACUUUCCCCUCAAAUACGUCGGGGCAUUUGCAAUCCAGACUGGUUAUCUAUUCCUCGGCAGAAACGUUGGACGACACGAAAGCGUACUUGGAGAAAACAUUGCUGAGCAAUUUGGCAGCGGAAGAGAAUGGCCCCUUAUUCGCAGAACCCCCAGUCGUCAUCGUCUUUAACGCUGGCCACAUUGAAAACUUGGACGAAAGGGAAAUGCUAAGCAAUGAAGGGCAAUCAUUGGCGGACAGCUUGGGAUGUGGUUUUGUGGAUGUUAGUGGAUCGGAUGGCCAACCGAGCACUCAACUACUGGCUGAAGCGUUGCAAUCUCUAGUGAGAAGCUUAAGAGAUCGAGUCAAUCCAAAUCAACCUCCAUUUGGGACACAAGUUGUUUUAGCAGGACAAGCUCCAGAUAUUUGUAUUAUCAUGUGCAUGUUUUGCGGUGAUUCCUACAACGUUGGAUCUCUUAUCGCUCCGUUAUUUACUUUGCCUGCUGCCCAACAGACGGAUGACAGAGCCAUUAGCCUCCUUACAUUUUUAGGCGACAGACGCCGUUGUGUGCAGAUUAUGAUGUCCUCUUACCAUGGUGCUGCAUCGCAUCGAGAGUCAUUGAUACAUGGGUUGAUUCUGGUUUAUUCGGCUUCAAGAAAGGCUUCAUUCAAAGCUCUGAAAGCCUUCUCGUCGAACGUUCCAAAUUUACCCAUUCAAGUUCUUGCAGUUACUGAAAACGGUGGUGCGUCGACAAUGUUCGGAUCCUCACUAGGACAGAAACUUAUAACGGAUGGGAAUGCGCUGGCAGAUGAGCUGAGGGGUCAUUUUGCAACAUGGAGUGGAGAACACACGGUGGGAAUUUAUACCCCAUUCUUCCGCCAAGUGUGGGACCAGAAGAGCGAUAUUGAGAAAGCAUUCAGAAUGGAAUCUCCACCAUUGUACAGAGCCCCUCCUGCUCCCUCAAGAAGGCCACCAGGAGCGUCAGAUGGAAACUUGGCAUCCACCAAUGACUCUGAUGACAUUUAUGAGCAACUUCCUAGUGGUGGUGACAGUGACGGAGGUGGGAGCGAGGAUGCCCUUGUAAAACCAUCAUGGAUACGGAAUCAACGUCAACAACAACAACAACAAGGCCCAAAGCCAAAACUAGAACCAUCUGCAUCCGACAAUUGUGUAAUGAAAGAUUUCGAUAAUCUGUGGUCUGGUGCAAGGCGAAGUCAACGAGAUUUGGGUGGAACGGGAGUUCCAAACGCUAAGUCGCAACAACCGUAUCUCGCAUUUGCAACUGGGAGGCGAAGUCAUCAUUCUAGUCGUUCUCUGAACAAUAAUGGAAUGUCGACACAAGUGCGGCAACAUGGCCAUGCAACUGCGGUCAACCCUGGAGGAGGAGGACAUGGAAAUAACGUUCCGGGGAGAAUCAAUAUGGCCGAGUACACUAUGGUCACAGAUGCAUUGUCAAGAAUGCGAUUACCUAGAACAUCUCCACCCUACUCGAAUCUUAAUCCCAAUGACGACUAUGUCAGCGACACAGCGUCAGGUCGGAAUCGCUCAAACCGUGCUCGAAGAAAUCCUGGUCGACUCCCUCCACCACCGAGUGACUCUAGUUCAUCCGCCUCUCCUGUGUCUGACCCUGAGGAUUUCUCACGUCCUAAACACAAAAAGAAAAGUUUAAAGGGAACCAACAGUCGGUCAAGGCAUCAUCCCUCUGCUAAACCCAAAGCGAUCUUUGCGCCGAUACCAACGGUACCGAAGGGAUUCGUGCCGUAUCAACUUUCGGGAGACUCUGGGGUAUUUUCGGGAUUAUCAGGGUCAAGAACGAAUAAAUCUCUCACGAUGGACGAGGGCUCAGAAGCAUCUUCCCCAGUUGAUGUCGAAAAGAAACCUUUUGCUAGACUGAAAGAAGAGAUGAGCAAUCUUGGAAAUAAGAAUAAGGAUAAAUCUCGAAAGAAAGAGAAACCUCCCAAGAAACUGACCAAAUCAAAGUCAACUGAGCAACAGCCACAGACUCCACCAAAUUUUGGAACAAGUCUUGAGGAGGCAUCAUCACCUGGUGGAAUUUUGGAACGGUGUGUAAAAUUCAUCGAAGACGAAGGUUUGGAAAUGGAAGGACUUUACCGAGUCCCUGGAAAUCGAGCUCAUGUAGAAGCGUUAUUUGCUCGGUUAGCUGAAGAACCAAAUACUGACCUUCAUUCUCUGGAUAUUCCAGUCAACGCCGUAGCCACAGCUCUGAAGGAUUUUCUAGCGAAAAGGUUGCCUCCACCUUUUCCAACUGAUAUGAUGAUGGAAGUUGAACGGGUUGCAUUGAUCUCGGAUAGAUCAUUACGGUUGUUGGAACUCAAACAGUUCCUCCGUCAGCUUCCAUCUGCAAAUUUCAAUGUACUUCGUAUAGUAUUUUCCCACUUGGUACGAGUUUCAGAGCGGUCCAGGAUAAAUGCGAUGGAUUCUAAGAAUCUCGCCAUUUGCUGGUGGCCGACCUUAUUGCCAUUUAGUUUUGCAGACAUGCUGGUCUUUGAAAGAAUGAGACCUCAUUUGGAAGAUCUGGUGCAAACAAUGAUUGAUCAAUUUCCUUUUCUAUUUUGUGGCAAAGAAGAUGUUGUAAUGGUCUGACAUCAUCUCUAUUCCGUAGACUCUCCCAAGCAUGGCUUUUCAAAACCCGGCAGCAAGCAAUUCGUGCCCAGUAGCGAACGACCCAAUAAAUACCCAUUUCGACAUUCUCAGCACUCAUCCCCGUUUCGGAGCAGUAGUCAGCAACAAGAACAACGCUGUGACUACAACAAUCACCCUUCUCAGCGUCAAUCUCUAGACGUCCCUGCGCACUAUUACUACUACUAUCAACAAUAUUACGAUUCUGGGUCAGGAUCUCCAGCUUAUGGAACAACCACAUCAACCCCUGCAACGUCCAGCUAUCGAAGAUCUUGUUAGGAUUAGAAAAAAAAACUUUUGCACUCUUCCAAUUAAUAUCUCAACAUUUCAAAUUCCUCGAGACAUUUUGGCUCAGUUAUAUUAUUGUUGUAUAAAUAUUGUGUUUUCGUAUGAUUUUUAUUAUCUCACAAAAUCUGUAUACAUGUCCAUGCGUAAAUACUGGAUAUUUAUGAGAAUCUCACAUUAAUUUUCUCAAUUAUUAAAAUUUAUUGUAUGCUUAGUAUUAUGCUUUGCACUUUUGGAACAAAAAAGUAAGUACCUUGAACGUUACUAUUCCUCCUCAAUGAAGGAAUGUGAAGUGAACAACUAUUUUCGCUAUUCUUCUUGGCAGGAGAAUAAGAUACAUUAUACACUUUUCCGUAGAAGAGUACGUACGUAUUUACGUAUAAAUAGUCGGUCGUCAACAUGGUAGAAAUGUGCGAGUUUAACUUUGUAGUCAAUUUUCAGUAAUUUUGUAGAGUAAUUAAGAAAUACGAAACAAUGGGGGUAAAGUAAGAUGGUUAUUUUUUCAUAGCUGAAUAUGAGCAACACAUUAAUUACCAUGAAUGAGACUGGGUGUUUGAAUAUCAAUAACAAUUUCUAAUAUCAUAAAAAUACAGUUGUGUGCAUGAUGCUUGGAAAGAUUUUUACAUACAUUUUUGUAAGCGUUGGAUUUGGAUAUAUAGAUUCAGUCAGUCAAAAGAUGUGGUCUUAUGAAAGCCUAUAAUGAUAAGGAAAUAUUGCGGCUUUACUUUCUCUCACAACGUUUUCUACGGCCCCAUAAAGUCCAUUUAGCAAGUAAAAGUACACGAGUCAGUAAAUAUCUCCUGUCCCACACUUGACUUCACUUGACAGGAUUUAUACUAAAGACUGUCGAUUGAUAAUAUUUAAUAUUGCAAGUGUAUAUUGUAUCAAAAGUAAUAGUUGACUGAGCCAUUAAAAUUACAGUAUUACCACAACAGAAAUAUGAAUACUGAAAAUUAUGAAAAAUUACUCAAUCCCAAAAAAGCCAAAAUUACAUAAAUGUUUUAAUAGUACUAUCUAACUGUCAUGUAGUUAGUUAGUUGACUUGAUACUCAUUAUCAUCACAUUCACUCACUGCUCACACAUUGUCAAACAAACAAGGAUCUGCAUGGCGAAAGUUACUCGUUUAGUCGAUUCCGGUAUUUUCUCCACUUCACAGAGAAGAAGAAUUGAGAAAAAUACUUGUCUUGUCACUUGUUAUUGCCGUGAAGUAGUUUUUAAAAUGAGAAAAUGGUUGAAUGACUUUAUUCACAUAACGUUUCAUUCAAUACACUGAAAAAAUACAAUCUACAUGAGAACAUGAUUUUUAUAUCAAAAUGAUUCAUAGUAUUUAUAUACAUCUAUGUUAAAAUAGAAUUAUAUAACUUUACAAGAUUUCAUUACAUACAAUAUUUAUUCACACACGCUUUUGAACAUGAUAUAAUUUUUGUGAUCCUAUAGUCCUAAAUAAUACCAUAUACAAGUGUAAUCAGAAAAUAUAAUUUACUUUGUUUUACAUUGUAUACAAUUUUUUAUAAAAAUUUCUUUUUAAACUAUUAAUGCUUUCGACGCAUACAGAGCUUACGUUUCCUUCUUUCCUGAAUACCAGCAUUAUAUACAUAUACGAGUAUAUAAAUGUAUUUAUUUAGCUGCAUUGUUACAACAAAACACUAACAGCAAUGUCAACAAUUAAUUGGCGUUCAAUAAUAUUAAUAUGAUUAGACAGCAGCAGCACUCUUCCACCAUUUUAAAAGUCUAAAGUAUAUCACAAGGAAUACUGUUAUCCAAUUUAUCAAGUCAAAAUAAUAUCUCCGACAAAAUUCUCUGAUAGUUAUGCAUACCUAAAAAUAAUGAAAUAUUUUAUUCGCCACGUAAAUAUGUAACGUUGUUAAAAAGGUAAUUGCUAUUACUUAUUAAAUGCGUUUCACUUAUAUGAAAAUAGUCAUUCGGAUCCUCAGUUAUUCGCUAAUAGUAAUAAAUGACUGUAUAGAUCAUACCUAUAUUAGACGCACGCUUUAUUAGUGUCAGAGGUUAAUUCCAUGUAUUAUUAAACCAACAAGUAAAUUGGACAUACUUACACGCAGAAUUGAAACCCAGGUGAGUUUAUACAUACAUAGACUACGACUUAUAUAAAUACUGUGUAACGACUAAAUACCAAUACGUAUAAACCAUCAAAUUAUAUACGAGACGUUGCUAUUAAUUGGGAAGGAAAUGUUAUUAUAAUUAUUAGAUUUUGGCAUUUUGAUAAAGAAGCCACAAGAUUCGCCAACCAAUAUUAUUACUGUCAAAAUGAUACUUAAUUUGCCUGGCGUGGGCUUGGCUUAUGUAAAGGUCGUCGUAAUAAGAAUAAUAAUAAGUCAAUCAAGUUGUGUGGUGGUCGGAGCUCGGUCGGAGGACGAAUGGGGGACAGUCGCUCGUAAGCAUUUUGAUAGAACAUGAAUUAAUUUAAUUGCCCUGUUGCUGCUAUGCUGCAGAUGACGAAGGGAAAUUUAGGACUAAAAAUAAAGUUAACUAUGUAAACUACUCAGAAAGUUACUCGAUGAAAUUAAUAAAAUAUAAGAGAAUGAAUGAAAAAAACAUUAAAUGAGACGAUGAUUAAGAUAAUUUAUGCCAUGUUUAAAAAUAAAAUAAAUCAUUGAUAACGAAAA
Folsomia candida is the source of this 8690-nucleotide messenger RNA. RefSeq names its product rho GTPase-activating protein 190 (gene RhoGAPp190). The transcript is spliced from 40 exons. NCBI's taxonomy places the organism in Eukaryota, Metazoa, Arthropoda, Collembola, Entomobryomorpha, Isotomidae. Bases 1165 to 5745 code for a protein of 1526 amino acids. Gene Ontology annotation, molecular function: GTPase activity; GTP binding. Gene Ontology annotation, biological process: signal transduction. The record is from RefSeq and is a predicted model, not a curated record.